Morchella importuna is the source of this 2730-nucleotide messenger RNA. RefSeq lists its product as uncharacterized. Bases 1 to 2730 code for a protein of 909 amino acids. The transcript has a single exon. The record is from RefSeq and is a predicted model, not a curated record. Lineage: Eukaryota; Fungi; Ascomycota; Pezizomycetes; Pezizales; Morchellaceae.
AUGUUGGACUCCUCCGAGAGAUCAAGAUGGGGAUAUUUGGACCCGGAGGAUCUAGAUAGCUUCAACAAAAGACUGCUGGAGCCAAAACCAGGUCAUUUCCCGGCAAGUCUAACAGUCGAUUUGCAAAUUAAAAUGACCUGGAUGUAUAUCACAUUUUCUGAAAUAGUUGAAUACGCGGCAGCCCGUUUGACAACCUUGAAUAAAGCUGAGAGUCAGUUACUGGAAAUGGCUUUGCACCGAAUGAAAGAUAUGGUCAGUCUCAUCACAAAAGCAUGGGACUUGCAAGCAUAUGGUCACAUAUGGAUGGGCCAUUUUCAAGGACCGAAGGCAGCAUUAGACAGAUUUCCACAAGAAUUUUAUAAGGAAAUCUUGGAACGAUGGUGUCGUCUGCGAAACGAAGUGAAGGAAGAUGAUAUCCAAGGCUUGAGAUAUCUAGAUGAUUGGAUGCAAAAUUUCACAAGACGUUACAAAAAUCUUAAAACAGAGAGGCAAUGCUUUGACGUAUGGACAGCUAUCCAUGACGCUGGCGAUGAGUGUCACAAAGGAGAGGUAGUAGAGGCGUGGAGAAGUGCGAUUAACGAGUUUCGGCGCGAUAAAGUGAAAACCGGAAAAAUAGAGGAUGCCAUUGACGGGAUCGCUGCAAGGCUUUCGUCGGACAAGUUAGUAAUAAAGGAUGAGGCUACUAAAUAUGGUUGGAACAGCAAGCAUAGUUUCAUGGUAGAAAAGAAAAGGAUGUUUAUCCACAAUUCUCACCUAAUGGUUGACUUACAACUGCGUCUCAAAAUGCGUGCUCAUGGGGAACAAAAGGAAUUUACUUUGAGCGACUUAGAAGCUUUAGCUAAAUUGCGAGAGGAUUCGAUAACGGCAGGUUUGGCCGAAAAGGCGCUGAUGGGGCUUUCCGGAAACCCAAUCAAUAUCUGGUUUGACGAAGUUAUGUUUUACCUACCAUAUGAGCGAAUUUGCUCAGGUUUCAUAUUCAACUGGAUCCUAUAUUGCACAAAACUGGAUCCUAUCGAAUUUUCAAUCAUGUUUUGUAUGAGUUUUGGUAUUGUGGAGGAGGAUACUACGGAUUGGUUCACUGAUGACACAAGAAAUAAAAUCCCUUUGUUCAUUGCCGAGCUCAAAAGCUACGUGAAAAGAAGGCGGAUGAAAAAAAAGAAGGGUAAGGGUGCUGCGGAGAAAGCUGUGCCGUUGGUUAGUGGCCAGAGUACGAAAGGGAGGAAGAAGAAUAAUGAAGAACGGGAAGAGCUCGAGAUUUCGAGUAAUGACGAGCAAAAAGAAAGGGAUUCAAUAAGCGAUCCCGGAAGAUCAGAUAACUCAGCUAGCGGAGUACGUAAAGACGAAGAAGCGAAGAAGGAAAACUAUAAGAAUGUCACGGCUGAAGGUUACGUCAAGAAGCCCGAGCCUAGCGAAGAUACCUCUCAGACCUCCGCAGCGUUGAAAAAGAAACAGAUCUUGAGCAGGAUGAUGAGACCUCGACAGAAGAUUAAUGGUUGUUUGAAGUCUCUAGAGGAGGAUAGUCAAUCCGAGAGUUACGAUGGUGGUAGUACUAUUGCCAGCUCUCCUCCGAUAUCAGAAAAAAUCUUUAAUGCUAUCUCGAAACCAGAGAAUUCGAACGUCGUUGUCCAAAAGGCCCUGAGCGAGGAGAGUAUCAGCAAAGAAACCUCUCCUAUAGCGGAAGUCCAGAAUUUAUCCCCAGGUUAUGAACAGAAAGAGAAUGACCAAUCUGCGAGGAGUGGAGAUAAUAACCCAAUUGGAAGGAAAGGCGAUGGUGAUGGAGAAACAAGAGAAAUAUUGGAUCUGAUACCCGUAGAAGAGGUUGUAGAUCCAACACCUGUAACAGGAGACGAUAUUCGACCACAAUCACUCACGGGUACCGAUUCCAAAGCAUCGGAGACUGACUAUGCUAGUUGUAGUAAGAUUGUUGAUCAAGUGGAAAAAGAAAUUCCGGGUGCCUCUAUAACAGAUACGAACCGAGAUGAAGACAUUUCCGGUGUGAGUCUUGCACAUCCAAUUGACCCAGCCGAUGAAUUACCCAAAGAUCACUCUAAAGGACCUGAGAUGGACUAUGCUAGCAAGGUUGACGAGCAAGGAGGGACAAACACCCCGGGUGCCCUUGUAUCAGAUACGGAAGGGGACGAAGUUUCCGGUCUGAGCCGAGAACAUCCAACUGGCUCGGCCAAUGAAGCGCCCAACAAUCUCUACGAUGUUGGAACACCGAAAUCUAUCUAUGGCACUGGGAUGAUAGGUGGAGUCCGAGAACCCAUUCCAUCGUCACUUGAAGAAAAGGACCAUAAAAACUCCGAUCCAAAAAUAAUCGAAGCCAAAGUCAUAAAAGGCUCGGAGAUUAUAAGCGGCCCUAUUGAUGUCGUAGAGUUUCGAGAAUUGUUAAAAGGCAAGGAGACGGAUAUGUUGCCCCCGGGCCAGGACCUCAUCCAGGAUGACACUGCCGAGAACGAUGGAAUGAAGGCAUCUUCCGAGAGAAUACUCUUGAGGGAUACCGGGAGUGUCCCUCUGAACACCAACGAUAACGAAAGAGAGUAUAUCGGAAUUGUGGCUCAAAACCCUCCUGAUCCAAGGCAGAGGGAAGAAGAAUAUUUUGGCUACAUUAUUUUGAGUGAAGAUAACAACCAACUCCCUGAGUCCAGCACAGCACCGUUUGAAAGUCAAUAUCCACUGACCGGUAGGGAAACCAAUACAUCUUCCCCUCUCACACAGGAGCUAAUAUAA